Messenger RNA from Linum tenue, 609 nucleotides. Lineage: Eukaryota; Viridiplantae; Streptophyta; Magnoliopsida; Malpighiales; Linaceae. The record is from the annotation of a GenBank genome assembly.
AUGAUCGUUGAAACCCAUCAACUGGAUGGUAAUCAACUGGUGCAAGAGACAAUGCCAAACCUCCUGGAUAAUAUAGACCCGAUUAGCGAGGGCAAUCCCAACGCCACAGGAAAAAUGUUGUCGUAUAGGGAUAAGGUCAUUGGAGUGCUAUUGGAAGAAGAGGCUAUCAAGGUGAACGCCUCUAAUAAAGGAGGAUCGAGGUUCUUAGCGUUGGAGGAUCUUAAUGAUGAACUCCGAGAGGAUACAAGGGUCUUAGAAGCGGCCAGCAAGCGGAUGGAGGUUGACCAGGUAGGAUCGGUGGAGGUCAGCGGAGAGGAUAAGGAGAGGAGAGAUAUAGGUUUUACUUUUACCUUAUCUACUAAACUGGAUUUGAAAGUUGAAACCCGUCCCUCAGUCCGCUCCAAUGAAGCCCACCACAACAUCUCAACUUUCAUCUCCUUCCCAUUCUCGUCAUUCAACUGCCGGCCGCCGCCGCUUCUUUUCUCCCUGUCCCAGCUACUCGAAUCCGCCGGAGAGACAGUCUCACAUUUCUUCGCCUACCUCUUCCCGGCCGGCGGUUACAUGCUCCAUAUAGCGACAACACAGGUGGCAUUCGGGAUGCGACCGUGA